Molecule: messenger RNA, 1762 nt
Organism: Clunio marinus
Lineage: Eukaryota; Metazoa; Arthropoda; Insecta; Diptera; Chironomidae
Source: the annotation of a GenBank genome assembly
CAUCAGUCUUCAAAUUGCUGUUGAACGAGUCGAACGUUUCAAGGUUUUUAAAAUUGUAAUAACAAAACAAUGGCUAAUAAAACUCAGAUCAUUUUAAAUCCAUUAACAUUAAACAAAGUAAAAGAUGGAGUUCGUUUGCCGACGUACGAUCGAAGUGAAAUAAAAACUGGAAUUUUCCACUUUGGAGUUGGAGGGUUUCAUCGAGCACAUCAAGCUUUAAUAAUGGAUAAUUUGUUCACUAUGGGACUAGCUAAGGACUGGGGCAUAUGUGGCGUUGGAAUCAUGCCAGUAGAUCAGAAAAUGAGAGAUGUUAUGAGAGACCAGAACUGUCUUUAUACUUUGGUAGAGAAAGAAUCUUCAGGACAAUUGAAUUACCGAGUCAUUGGAUCUAUUAUAGAAUACAUUUAUGCUCCUGACGAUGUCAACGCUUUAAUAGAACGUUUAACAAAACCUGAAGCUCGUAUUGUUUCACUAACAAUCACUGAAGGUGGUUAUAACACAAACCCAGUAACUGGAGAAUUUGAUUUAUCUUUGGUUCAAGAUGACUUAAAAAAUCCGAAAAAUCCGAAAACCGUUUUUGGGAUUGUCGUUGAAGCAUUGAAAAGACGCAAGGAACGGGGUGUUAGUGGCUUUACUAUUAUGUCUUGUGACAAUUUACAAGAAAAUGGUAAAAUUGCAAAGAAAUCCUUCUUAAGUUUUGCUGAAGCAAUUGACAAAGAUUUAUCUACUUGGAUUGAAAAGAAUGUGACAUUUCCAUGUUCCAUGGUUGACAGAAUAACCCCUGUUACAACUGAAGUGGAUCGUCUAAAGAUAUCGGAGAAGUUGGGUGUUGUAGAUCAAUGGCCAGUUGUUUGUGAACCAUUCAUUCAGUGGGUCCUUGAAGAUGAUUUUGCUGCUGGUCGUCCAACUUACGAAAAGAACAUUGUUCAACUUGUGAAGAAUGUUGCACCUUAUGAGCUGAUGAAACUUAGAUUGAUAAAUGCGGGACAUCAAGCAAUUGCAUAUUUUGGAUUGCUUUUGGAUCAUUUUUAUGUUCAUGAAGCUACUCAGAAUGACCAGAUUGUAAAAUAUUUGCAAUCGUAUAUGGACUUUGAAGCAACAAGUACGCUUGACCCAGUGGAUGGCAUCGAUCUUAAUCAGUACAAAUCCACAAUUAUUAAAAGAUUCCAAAAUCCUAAUGUGCUUGAUACACUUGCACGACUUGCUGUUGACGGGUCCGAUAGAAUUCCUAAGUUUGUCAUUCCAGUCAUUGAAGAUAGAUUAACAAAAUGUGAAAGUGUUUGGUUGAGCACAUCAGUUGUUGUUAGUUUCACGCGUUACCUUAAUGGUGUUGAUGAUAAGGGGAAAAAGAUUCAAAUUGUAGACCGCAUGAAUGAGAAACUUUCAGUUUUAGACAAGAAACUUAGAAAGGAUCCGACAGCAAUUUCAGAUGCACAAGAAAUAUUUGGUGAUGUUGUCAAGAAUAAAAUUUUUAUCUCAACGUUUAAAGAAAUUUAUGAGAAAUUGCAAAACGAAGGAGCUAAGAAAACUUUAGAUUGGCUGUUAUCAAAAUAUUGAGUGGGAAAUACCAUUUUAUGAUUAAAUACAUAUGAAGAUAUUUUCAAUAAAGUUUUAUCAAUUUUCAUUUUUUUUAAUUGGACUUCAAUGAUAUAUUUUUUUUAAAUACUAUCAGUUAUAACGAAACUCUUCAAUAAUAAUUAAGCUGCAUAUUAAUCGUAAAUAAAUGCCAUAAAAUCAAUAAAAAUUUUCGUCUCUAAGACCA